Molecule: messenger RNA, 1308 nt
Organism: Colletotrichum higginsianum IMI 349063
Lineage: Eukaryota; Fungi; Ascomycota; Sordariomycetes; Glomerellales; Glomerellaceae
Product: Fasciclin domain-containing protein
Exons: 2
Coding region: 1-1308 (435 amino acids)
Biological process (GO): macroautophagy
Cellular component (GO): fungal-type vacuole membrane
Source: RefSeq, a predicted model, not a curated record
AUGAAAUCCCUUACAGCCUUGUCGUGUGUGGCCCUGGCCAAUGCCUUUAUCCUGCCUGACCCUCGCAUCUUCGAGCAAGCGGCGAUCAGGAACAACGAUCGCCCCGACCAGGCUUCCUGGUGGGACCGCGUCCCCUCCAAGGAUUCCAUCGUGAACACCGUCGAGGACGGCAUCGACUCCCUGUCCGCCCACAUCGAGAGCGCCCUGCACUCCCUCGAGGACACGGUCGAGAACAAGUUCGACCACCUCUUGGAGGAGGAGGUCUUCAACGAGCCCCGCCCCUCCAGCAAGACCAUCUACGAGCUCAUCUCCGAGAGCGAGCACACCACCGAGUUCGCCAAGCUGGUCGAAGGCUACGAGGACAUCGUCAAGGUUCUCAAGAGCACCGAGGCGAACCACACCCUCUUCGUGCCCACCAACAGCGCCUUUGAGCACAUCCCCAAACACAAGAAGCCCGGCAAGGAGGUCAUCGAGGCCAUCCUGAAGUACCAUGUCGGCGUCGGCGAAUACGACGCCAAGCGGGUGCUGCACACCCACACCCUGCCCACCCUGCUGAACGAGCCCUUCCUCGGCGACAAGCCCCAGCGCCUUCGCACGAGCGUCGGUCUCGGAGGCGUCCGUAUCAACUUCUACGCCAAGGUUGUUGCCGUCAACAUUCGCGCCAAGAACGGCGUCAUCCACGCCGUCAACAGCUUGAUCAUCCCGCCCCCGAUGGUCGGCCGCGAGCUCACCCUCCUCCCCAGCCAGUUCUCCACGCUGCUGCUCGCUUACGAGAAGACCGACUUCGUCAAGUUCAUCCACGGCGUCAAGUCCACCGGCACCACCGUCUUCGCCCCCUCCAACAACGCCUUCGCCCGCCUCGGCCCCAAGGCCAACGCCUUCCUCUUCAACACCGACAUCGGUCUCAAGUACCUCAAGGCCCUGCUCAAGUACCAGAUCGUCGCCAACGCCACCCUCUACAGCGACGCCUUCUACCGCCCGGACGACAAGCGGGACGUCGUCAAGGUCAUGGAGCACUACCACAUCGACCUGCCCACCCUGCUCGACGGCAAGAACAUCGCCGUUGACGUCGCCACCUGGGGCGGCUGGACCAAGGUCAAGCUGAACGGCUACAUCCCCAUCGUCGUCGCCGACGGCAUUGCAAGGAACGGCGUCAUCCACGUCCCCGGCCGCGUCCCUAUCCCUCCCCACAAGCACAAGACCGACGAUGUUGACGGCGAGAUCUCCGUCGAGGACCUGAAGGAGCGGCUGUCCGAGUAUGUUGAUGACAUGAAGAAGGAUGCUGACUGGCUCGAUGGCGAGUUGUAA